ACCUCUACCAGAUCCGUUCGUAUUGUCGUUCGCAUAAUGGAUAACGCGAAUGACAAGUCGCAGAGACUGCAAUCUAACGAGGAGGUGAUAGAAGAACUUACUAGAGAUCUGAAAAGUUCCUCUAUCAAAGACGAAAAUACGGGAAAUGGAAGCAACUCGUGGGACAUCACGGACAGUCAGGGAAAUAUAGAAAAGUGCUCGCAGCGCAAAAUGCCCAACCCUGCGGACAGUCAACCGAAUGAAAAUAACGAUAGCACACAAAAUACCGUUUUCCCGGAAGAUGUAGACGAGGAGUUUCUCAAGGACAGAGAUCUGUCACUCUCGGAAGGUGAACAGGAGGCGAUAAAAAAUGAAGCGGAAAAGUUAAAGCAAGUGGGCAACGAUUUUUUCAAAAAUGCCGAAUACGUGCAGGCGAUAUCGCAGUAUACGCAAGCGUUGCAAAUUUGUCCACUAGCGUAUAGCAAAGAAAGGUCUAUAUUGUAUGCAAAUAGGGCAGCAGCAAAAGCAAAAUGCCAGACAGAAAAAGAUUCUGCGAUAUCAGAUUGUACAAAGGCCAUUGAAUUAAACUCUAGUUAUAUAAAAGUUUACAUCAGGAGAGCACAAUUGUACGAAGAGACGGACAAGUUGGAUGAGGCAUUAGAAGACUACAAAAAAGUAUUAACGUUUGAUCCUUCUCAUACUGAAGCUAAUCAUGCUGUCAGGCGAUUACCUCCGUUAAUUGACGAGAGAAAUGAGAAAUUAAAAGCCGAAAUGUUGGGCAAGCUUAAAGACCUAGGAAACAUGGUUUUGAAGCCGUUCGGCCUCUCCACGAAUAACUUUGAACUGCAGAAGGAUCCGAACAGUGAUGGUUAUUCCGUAAAGUUCAAACAGAACCCCACCUAACAAGCUAGUUACAUGUUUCUUAUCCAUACACAUUAUAGAUAAAAUGUCCACGUUUUUAUUCAUAAAAAUUAAGCUAUAUUUAUAUAUGCUACACGAAUCCUAUCCUGGAUUCCAUCUCUAGUUGUAAUAAAAUGCAAAUAUUAACGAGA
This is a messenger RNA of Ooceraea biroi (clonal raider ant), 1031 nucleotides long. It is a transcript of the gene Ttc1, whose product is annotated as Tetratricopeptide repeat domain 1. NCBI's taxonomy places the organism in Eukaryota, Metazoa, Arthropoda, Insecta, Hymenoptera, Formicidae. Gene Ontology annotation, molecular function: protein binding. The record is from RefSeq and is a predicted model, not a curated record.